CUUUCUUCCAGGAUCCGGUUCCUUCGGAUAUGCCAACGUUCCAGGCCUUUUUUAUUGAUCUCCUACUGAGACCCAUGUUGGCUGAGUAGACUCUGGCAAAGUCAAGACCAGACACUAUGGUUUACAAGUUCUAUCCCAUCACUGGAAUAGCCGCUGGAAAGGGGCCUAACGGCGAGGUUCCUCUUCGACAGGACAUCGAGGUGUGGAGCUCAAAGCCUGAGAACCGGACACAGGUGGUUCUAUUUCUCAAGGCAUUGAAGCGUUUGCAAGAUGUGCCGCCCGAGAAUCGCGAUUCGUUCUUUCAAAUAGCAGGUAUCCAUGGCAUGCCAUUCACUUCAUGGGAUGAGCCCUUCGAGACCGAAGAGAAUAUCGGUGUCAAGGGGUACUGUACCCAUGCCAACACUCUCUUCCCAUCAUGGCAUCGGCCUUAUUUGCUUCUAUACGAGCAACAAAUAUACGAGGUCAUGAUAAACCAGAUCAUACCGGGCUACCCAGAGGAGCAUCGAGAGGCCUUGCGCACUGCUGCGGACACCUGGCGACUCCCAUACUGGGACUGGGCUGUCCACCCUAGAGUCCCCUGGUUGGCGUCCGAACCUGAGCUUCAGCUAUCGCUGUUUGACGAGCUGGAGACUCUACAGAAUCCACUGUACCAGUUUCGCAUGCCGGACGGAAAGCCGAUGGAGGCGCACAAGGUUGGCGAUGUUAAGGCCUUGGGCGAGGAUACGGUCUACUCGUACGGUAAAUGCAUCGCUACCAGCCGGUGUCCGACAGAGGAACAGUCACAGGCCGACAGCAAGGACUGGAUCCAGGGGGUCGUCAAUAAUGAGGAGGUAGAAAAGCUCUUGAGCCAGCAUAGCGCAGUGGAUGGGAACAAUUACGGGGCUGCAGCAGAAUUGGUCUACCGACUGCUCACAUACCCUAUUGACUACAAGGAAUUCGCGACCACGGCUGUUGAAAAGGACAGCCCAAAGGUCUCUGCCGAUGUGAAUAUCGAGUUCAUCCAUAACAACAUCCACUGGUGGGCAGGGGGUGAAGGUGGCCAUAUGUCCCAGAUCCCCGUCGCGACGUUCGACCCAAUCUUCUGGCUUCACCAUUGCAAUAUCGAUCGUAUAUUCGCCAUCUGGCAGGAACUGAACCCUGACAAAUUCUUCACUGAUGGAUAUCGAGGCGACUUUGACCAAAAGGUAAUCGGGCUGCCAGAAACAGUGACGCCAACAACACCUCUGCGGCCAUUCCACAAAGACGAAGAAGGGAACUACUGGACUUCUCAGGAAGUUCGAGACUUCCGAGCCCUAGGGUACAACUAUCCCGAUCUAGACUCCGUGAAGCCGGAUUCCGUAGCAGGUUUUAAUGCCGACGCCUACAAGACAAAGCUACUGGAGCAAAUCACCUUGAAGUACGGUGUUUCUCGGCUUGAAGCACUGACCCAGCUGGAGCUAUCCAAGGCUGGAGUUGGCAAGCCGCUCCCUGAGGGAAUGCGCGAGGUUGAUGGAGGCAUCGCCAGUAACGACUUGGCUAUCAGUAUUCGCUAUUCCAAGUUCGCCUUUGGCGGUCGUGCUUUUAAUAUCGAGAUAUAUCUGGAGCCUGCUGAUGGCAGUGGACGCCACUUUACUGCAGCUGAAUAUGUGACCAAUGUGUAUAACUUCAGCACUCCUGCCACCAGAGACGGGCAGGAGGUCUGCAGUAACUGCACUGACCUCGAGGCGCGAGAUGUCAGACUCACUGCGUACGUCCCCAUAACGCCGAUUCUGAAUCGCCUUAUCUUAGAGCAGCGACUGUCUUCUCUCAAGAAGGACGAUGUCGAGGCUAUACUAAAGCGCCUCUACUGGCGGGUCACAAUGGCCCGCAAACCUGUCCCAGAAGACCAGUGGGGACAGUUGAACCUUCAGAUCCUUGUUUCGAUGGCCGAGAUGUCGCACAGUAAGAACCCAGAGACGCCUUCAAAGACCGAAACCGAGCCAGAGGUGCUCCCAGAUGUCGGACAGCCAGAGCCUCCACGGCCCAUAGAGCCACCCAAACCACCAAACCCUAUUCUGCUUGUUGGAGAGACCUUGAAGCUCAACCAGGCCGUCACAGCCGGGCACUCCAUCACCGUUCAGUCUCCCGUAUUCGAUAUGACGGCUCCCUUGAGGCGAGACAGGAAUCGCAUCGCGUUCAUUAGCUAUGACGACAGCAGCGAGGAAAUAGACGACGACAAUUUCGACGCCGUCGUCAGCAUCAACAUCAUCCGCAGGCUUUCCCUCAUCCAGAUCCAGACCAAGGCUGCUGGAGAUAGCUGGGAACGAGUUCGUGACAUGCCCUUCCCUCUCUGGCUGCAGGGUCAAAGUCUCCAAAUCCGCAUCGACAUCAAGGACAAUACAUACGAGGUUUAUGUUAAUGGUACCCACCUUUGCUCUGUUGACAACAAGUUCGGGAAUAAGGACAUUACUCACGUUCAAUAUGAUGUGGAUGGUGAUUCUCCUGCUUUGGCUGGGCAGUUGGAUGUGAUUACUGCGUAGUACUUUCCAUGGGCAUUGUUUCAAUUUCAAUAUUAAACUGCGCAUUAGCUUGCUUUAUUGGUUUAAAGCUGUUACAGCUAAACAUUCUUGUUGUUCUUUCACCGCAGCUUCAAUGAACAGACUCUAUGUGGCAUACACUGCUCCCCAUUUAUUUAUCCUCUAAUUCCGGAACAUAC
Aspergillus versicolor CBS 583.65 is the source of this 2674-nucleotide messenger RNA. RefSeq lists its product as uncharacterized. The transcript is spliced from 8 exons. The coding region runs from base 117 to 2498 and encodes 793 amino acids. The record is from RefSeq and is a predicted model, not a curated record. Lineage: Eukaryota; Fungi; Ascomycota; Eurotiomycetes; Eurotiales; Aspergillaceae. Gene Ontology annotation, molecular function: carbohydrate binding; oxidoreductase activity.